CCGGGAGCGCGGAGGAGGCGGAGCAGGAGCCGGGAACCGGCUGGCCCGCACCCCUCCUGCCGGCCGGGGAUUUUCCAGCCUGGGCGCUGACGCCGCGGACCUCCCUGAGGCCGCCGCGGACCAUGGGCGACAAAGGGACCCGGGUGUUCAAGAAGGCAAGCCCCAAUGGAAAGCUCACCGUCUACCUGGGAAAGCGGGACUUUGUGGACCACAUCGACCUCGUGGACCCCGUGGAUGGUGUGGUCCUGGUGGAUCCUGAGUAUCUCAAGGAGAGGAGAGUCUAUGUGACACUGACCUGCGCCUUCCGCUACGGCCGGGAGGACCUGGAUGUCCUGGGCCUGACCUUUCGCAAGGACCUGUUUGUGGCCAACGUGCAGUCCUUCCCGCCAGCCCCUGAGGACAAGAAACCCCUGACUCGGCUGCAGGAGCGCCUCAUCAAGAAGCUGGGCGAGCACGCCUACCCUUUCACCUUUGAGAUCGCUCCGAACCUCCCAUGUUCUGUGACGUUGCAGCCGGGGCCUGAAGACACAGGGAAGGCCUGCGGUGUGGACUAUGAAGUGAAAGCCUUCUGUGCCGAGAACCUGGAGGAGAAGAUCCACAAGCGGAAUUCUGUGCGCCUGAUCAUCCGGAAGGUGCAAUACGCCCCGGAGAGGCCCGGCCCGCAGCCCACAGCCGAGACCACCAGGCAGUUCCUCAUGUCGGAUAAGCCCUUGCAUCUGGAGGCCUCCCUGGAUAAGGAGAUCUACUACCACGGAGAACCCAUCAGUGUCAACGUCCACGUCACCAACAACACCAACAAGACAGUGAAGAAGAUUAAGAUCUCGGUGCGCCAGUAUGCAGACAUCUGCCUUUUCAACACAGCGCAGUACAAGUGCCCCGUGGCCAUGGAAGAGGCCGAUGACACAGUGGCACCCAGCUCGACAUUCUGCAAGGUCUACACGCUGACCCCCUUCCUGGCCAACAACCGAGAGAAGCGGGGCCUCGCCCUGGACGGGAAGCUCAAACAUGAGGACACGAACCUGGCCUCCAGCACCCUGUUGAGGGAAGGAGCCAACCGGGAGAUCCUGGGCAUCAUUGUUUCCUACAAAGUGAAGGUGAAGCUGGUGGUGUCUCGGGGAGGCCUGUUGGGAGAUCUUGCAUCCAGUGACGUGGCUGUGGAGCUGCCCUUCACCCUAAUGCACCCCAAGCCCAAAGAGGAACCCCCGCAUCGGGAAGUUCCAGAGAACGAGGCUCCAGUAGAUACCAAUCUCAUAGAACUUGACACCACCGACGACGACAUUGUGUUUGAGGACUUUGCUCGCCAGAGACUGAAAGGCAUGAAGGAUGACAAAGAGGAAGAGGAGGACGGUACCGGCUCUCCACAGCCCAACGACAGAUAGACUGGGGCCGGCCCUCCCUCCGGGCAGCUCCAGGACUGGAAUGGCCUACCCAUGGGGCAGGAUCCCCACCUCUACCACUCCCCUGCAGGCUCACUGCACAGUGGCUUCAAAGAGAGGCCCGUUGAAGGGGGAGCAUCCUCCCCCCAUCACUCUCUCCCAACUCUUCACCCCGAAAGGGAAGUCAAAGCACAGAUCCCCAGGACCCAUGACCCGUAGACUCUGACACACUGGUUUUCAAACCAGGUGCUGUGGAACCCCUGGUGUGCCACAGAGCUUUGUCAGGGGCUGCUAAGGUGGGAGAAUGGGGGUGGAGGCCAAGGAUAGGUCUCCAGCCCUCCCCGCCAUUCCCACUUCCACCAGAACAACUCUGCUUUUAUCUGCCUUGCCUAUUGAGGUUUCACCUUUAAACUUUCUUUUGAAGAAAAACUUCUUCAAACCACCAUUCUGAGGUUUGAUCUUAGACCAGCAAGCCCAGCUUCUAUUCUUGCAUUUCCUGUUGGAAUGACUCUAGCAUUCCAAUACAAAGUAUCGUCCUAUUGGAACUUGGGUCGCAGACCCAGGCCCAAGCAUUUGCUUAUUCACACGCACACGCACAUGCGUGCGCGCGCGCGCGCACACACACACACACACUUGGUUUUGUAGCCCACCCCCACUGAAGCUCCGGCCUGGUUUCAUUUGGGCGGGGGCCUGGUGCUGUGAGGAUGGGUCUUGGCCCUGAAAUUGGCCCAGGCAUUGUGGGGGACAAUGGAGGUAGCAAAGAGGCCCAGCCCCACCCCAGGACUUGUGUCUGUGCCCCAGCGUGACACCCCACUCCCCCGGCCCAGGCCCAUGAGACGGCAGAGGGACAGCGUGCUGGGAAGAGAAACUAGAGUUAGGUUCCUCUUUAUGUACAGCCAGCUUUAGUAAAAGAAAUGCCAAGGGAGGCCUUUAUGACAAAAGUCCCUCCUAUGAAGGCAGGAUUCCUCCAGAGACCCUUUAAGCAGCAAAUUUCCCUCGAGCAAUUCUCAUAGGAUUCCAUGCCCACCUCUGCGGUCAACUGAAUGUGUGGGCAACAGGCGGGUGUCUGAAGAGAGGCUGGUUCCCUACCUCCAGUCCCCCAGAUUCUCUUCCUGCUGGUCUGCCCCUCUGCCCAGGUCCCUCACUGGGGCUGACUAAGAGGUGGGCACUUCGGGGAGACCUGGACCAGCCCUGGGCACAGCAUCCUGCCCGGCCCCCACCCAGGGCAUCCAGGUGGAAAUGUGAGAGUCGGGGCACGACAAGCCAUGUGGCAUGGGAGAAAGAGCGCCCAAUGCUAUUCUGUGUUCAGUCCGAGUGUGCCCUUGGGAACCUGACCUCCGUUUCCCUUUGUGUAAGAAGGAGAUAGUGCCCGGCUCUGCCCAGCUCAAAGGGAUUACUGCAAGGGUCAUGGGAGAGGCGGGUAUGAAGGGGGGCUCACAAAUCCGGGGUGUGGUCAUGGCCUGCCCUGGAGAUCCAGGAGCACUCGGGGGAUGACGGUUGGAUGGGCCGUCUUCCCGGGACAUCUCUGCUCAGUGUUGGGGUCUAGCCACAGAUGUGGGGGGAGGGGGCUGCGCCUUCCUUUCCAAUGGGAGCUGGCACUCAACCUGGUACUGUGUGUGGAUCCUGGGUGUGAGGAGUGACAGGUGGUGGAGACUGGUCUCCAGGGCUGUGGCCCUUCUGUUAAGUGAUUCUUUUGUGACACCCUUAUUCCUGGGUCACCUGCCAGGUUUAUCUGUUGUACCUGUGGCAUUCCUUAUUAUGUCAGAUAAGUUAUUACAGUUUAUUCAACUCUAACAGGACAGUUCUAACCGUUCUAAUGAAAAAAAGAACCAUAAAUAGGAGACCAUUAAAGGUCUUUUAUGACAGAUGCUGGCUGUGCUUUUAUUUCUGUCUCAUAAGCCCAUGGCAGGACAUAGACCAGCAGAAGCUGUCCCUGCUGCCCUGGACUAGCUGGGUCAGGUGGUGGCCCCCACUCCAACCUGGCUGCUCACCCCCUUCUCCUCCCCUCGCUGCCAUUUACCAGCCUUUGGGCCUGGGGAAGUUGCCAAACCUCUGAUCUCUCUCAGACACCACUGGGUCCCAUGACCCCUUGUUUGCGCCUGGGGUGAAGCCAUCCCAUCUUCUCCCCACUGACAACUUCAGCUGGAGUCCUGUCCCAGUCCCAGCCCUGAUUCUUACUCAGUUCUCAUCUCCUGCUCUGCUGGGUCUCCCCGAAGUCACUUCAGUUUUCCAUGACUUACCAAUGCCUGUUCCAAAAGAACACAUGGGAGGAGUGGGGAUAUAGGUGAGGAAGAUUCAGAGUCCUAAAUGACAGUGUAUCGUAUUAACACGAAAGGAAGAUGCUGCUGAAUGUAAGAUGGCUUUCCUAGAAAAUUGGUCAUGUGUGUGAAACCAUUUUGUUUUUUUACAUUCCUGUAGAAUAAUGUGCAACUUAGAUAUCAGUGCAUUGCCUUCCUCGUCAGCCAGAGGGUGGUCUCUUUCCUCUGAUGCUCCCAGCCAGAGAAGGGUAAUGGGCAGACACUGACAUUUGAGUCAGGAGACAUGAGCUAGAGCUUUGAUUCUGCCCUCCCACGUGGACUGUAUCAGUCCAAGUCCAGAUAAACGGAGCCUAUGCCAGUAUAUCAGUAGCAGGAAUUUAAUCAAAGAAACUGGUUAUGAAAAGGUUGCAAGAGUUGAAAGGGCAAAUGGGAUGUAAGGCAACCCAGGUACAAUAGGAAGUCACUACCAUCUGUAGGGUGGAAGGACAAGGGAGAAGAGGUGGUGUUACGGAGCUAAGGACCAGGGAAGCCCAAUAGGGCUGUUGAGGGAGAGAGUAGCUGAAGAAUCCAGACCAUAGAAGAAAAGCCUCUGUUCCUGGGAUGCUGCCCAAAGCAAGAGGGUGGGGGAAAUACUCUGAUUUCUCCUUUCCUUCUGCCCUCCUAAUGGCAGACUCGAAUUAAAAGUUAAUUUUCAAGGAAUCUUGGGGAAUGUAGUUUGCAAUGGUCAAUGCCCUGCAAUACAGAGCAGGAGAAGGUCAGGGGUUAGAUCUGAGACCAAGUAGGCAAGUCACCAGCUCUUCCUUAAUCUUCUCAUCCAAAAACCAGAAAUAAUCCUAUUGGCCUGGAUACCACAAUUUAGAAGGAGUACCCUGACACCUAAACAAGGCUCUAAACAUGGAAGAGGUCUUUGCGGUUACCUCUUAGCUUUGAGCUUUUCUCCUGUCACUGUCUUCAUGGUGUUCUGAGACUUCAUUUAUCUUAGCUUUUAAAAUUUUCAGCAAAUCAAAAUAAAUUGUGUAGGAGUUUCAAAUUCUGGCCAAAACAGAGUAAGUCCGCUACUGCCUAUCUCUCCUACUGAUUACAUAAAAACCCUGGACAAAAAUACAAAACACAACUACCUAAUGACUCUGAAAAUUAAACAAAAGCAGGCAAAUGGUCCUGGGAGUAAAAAUUUGGAGAAGUAACCUGCAUGGGGUAGAUUUCCCUUUUAUUUCUCCUUUCUCUUGUGGAUUUGUGCUGCGAUUAGAACCACCCACAGCCCAACAGACAAAUUGGGUCUGAAACUAAAUCAGCUGAUAACCUCUUGAAACAAAGACAACAACAACUACAAAAUCAACGUUCUAUCAAGGAUUAUAACAGGGGGCUUCCGUGGUGGCGCAGUGGUUGAGAGUCCGCCUGCCGAUUCAGGGGACACGGGUUUGUGCCCCGGUCUGGGAGGAUCCCACAUGCCACGGAGCGGCUGGGCCCGUGAGCCAUGGCCGCUGAGCCUGCGCGUCCGGAGCCUGUGCUCCACAACGGGAGAGGCCACAACAGUGAGAGGUCCACGUACCAAAAAAAAUAAUAAUAAUAAGGAUUAUAACAGGACCUAGAGUCUACACAACAUAACAUUCACAGUGUCCAGGAUACAAUCUAAAACAACUCAACAUACAAAAACCAGAAGAAGAGGAUGAUCAAUGAGGAUGCAUGAUCAGUAUACAAAAAUCAAUUAUACUUCUGUAGAGUAACAUCAAACAACUGGAUCUUGAAAUUUAAAAGACAAUGCCAAAUAAAAAGAUAAUACCACCUACAAUAGCACCAAAAUGGAAAUAUACUUAGGUAUAAAUAGGAAAAUAUGUGCAUAAUCUCUAUGUACAUCUCUAAAGCACAAAAUACUGAUGAAAGAAAUCAAAGAAGACCUAAACAAAUUGAGACAUGUACUAUGUUCAUGGAUUGGAAGAUUCAAUGUUGAAUAUGGAUUCGAUAUGGAUUAGAAGAUGUCAAUUCUCUACAAACUAUAGAUUCAGUGCAGUCCAAAUCAAGAUCUCUGCGGGAUUUUUUCUUUUCUUUUGUAUGUGUAGACAAGCUGAUCCUAAACAUUAUAUGGAAAGGUAAAGGAACUAGAAUAGCCAAGCAAUUUUUAAAAGGAAGAACAACAUUGGAGUUGCCUACUAACUGAUCUCAAGACUUACGAUGAAGCUACAGUAAUGAAGACAGUGUGGUAGUGGUGAAAGAAUAGACACCUAUAUCAAUGGAAUGAACUCCAGAAUCCAGAAAUAGACCUGUAUAUAUCAACUGAUUUUCCAAAAAGGUGCAAAGGCUAUCCAAUUGUUCUUCCCAAUAAAUAGUGCUGGCGAGGGUGUGGAGGAACUGGAACACACACAUGGCUGGUGGGCAUACCAAAUGGUACAGACACUUUGGAAAACAGUUUGGCAGAGUUUCUUAUAAGUUUAAAGAUACUUACUGUAAGACUUAGAAGUUCCACUCCCCAAAUAAAUGAAAAGUUAUGUCCCCACAAAAACCUGUCUGUGAACGUUAAUAAUGGAUGCAUUCAUAACUCAAAAACUGGAAACAACCCAAAUGCUCUUCAACUAGUGUGAAUGGAUAAACUCUUGUACAGCCAUACAAUGGGAUACUACUCAGCAAUAAAAAUGAACAAACUAGUGGUACAACAACAAGGAUGAAUCUCAAACGCAUCAUGCUAAGUGAAAGAAGCUAGACUUAAAAGGAUAAAUAUGUAUGCAUCUAUUUAUAGGACAUUCUGGAAAAGGCAAAACUAUGGGGAUGGAAAACAGACCACUAGUUGCCAGUGGCUGGAGUUGAGGAAGGGUUGGCUACAGAGGGGCAGCAGGAGGUAUUUGGGGGGGUGAUGGAACUGUUCCAUAUCUUGAUUGUCAAAAUAAACUGUAUGCCAAAAAAGAGUGGGUUUUUACUCUAUGCAAAUAUGUAUCUCGUUAAAAAGCAAAAAGAAA
Molecule: messenger RNA, 6582 nt
Organism: Lagenorhynchus albirostris (white-beaked dolphin)
Lineage: Eukaryota; Metazoa; Chordata; Mammalia; Artiodactyla; Delphinidae
Gene: ARRB1
Product: arrestin beta 1
Exons: 17
Coding region: 123-1379 (418 amino acids)
Biological process (GO): visual perception; signal transduction; G protein-coupled receptor internalization
Molecular function (GO): G protein-coupled receptor binding
Source: RefSeq, a predicted model, not a curated record